This is a messenger RNA of Neoarius graeffei (lesser salmon catfish), 2887 nucleotides long. It is a transcript of the gene insc, whose product is annotated as protein inscuteable homolog. Lineage: Eukaryota; Metazoa; Chordata; Actinopteri; Siluriformes; Ariidae. The coding region runs from base 188 to 2113 and encodes 641 amino acids. The record is from RefSeq and is a predicted model, not a curated record. The transcript is spliced from 14 exons. Gene Ontology annotation, molecular function: protein binding; cytoskeletal adaptor activity; DNA binding. Gene Ontology annotation, cellular component: apical cortex. Gene Ontology annotation, biological process: asymmetric cell division; establishment of mitotic spindle orientation; regulation of asymmetric cell division.
ACAGACCCAGUCACAUACACUAUCAGACAGCAGACGCACACACACACACACACACACACACACACACACACACACACACACACACACACACACACACGGAACAGUGAGGAUGAAACCCCACAGGACUUCAGCAGAGUGUUCACUGUAGUGUUUCUCUCAGUGAUGCAGCACUGCAGGAGAGACGGUGAUGAUGGAGACACCAAAAACCUCCAGAGCUAACAGCACUCCUCUAACUGUACCCAUGAGGAUGCAUGUGAUCCAGGUGGACUCAGUGCAGCGUUGGAUGGAGGAUCUGCGUCACAUGACCGAGGUGGAGUGUAUGUGUGUGCUGCAGUCCAAGCCUCUGGGCGUGGACGAGGACACUGCAGGUGAGCUCAUCAUCCCUGGCGUAGGUGUGGCUGGUGAUCAUGUGACACGAGACAACCUGCAGACUCUCCUGAAGAGGGCCCUGGUUGUCAGCACUGAGCUGGGCAAGAUGUUUCAGCGUUUAGAGAAAGGACGGUGGCAGCGUGUCCAUGGAACCGCAGUCAGAGCCAACUGCCACGUCCGCUCGCUGGUGCACGAGUGCAGCACCCACAGAACCAACGACACACACAUGCAGAAGUAUGAGGCCACUCUGCUGGAGAAGUGCAUGGAGCUCACCGUCAUCACUGAGAGGUGUCUCCACACAGAUGAUGAAUAUUUCCUCAAGUCCAUGAAGGAGGCCAUUCAUGAGAUCCUCACAGAUGUCAGUGAUUCAUUCAGCCAAAUGAUUGACAUGGCCUUAGCCAACGAAAUACAAAUGUCUGGACAAAAAAGUGCACCGAAAAGUGUGGUUUGGAAGCACUUUACAGAACAACCACCAGGAACUGCACUGUGCAGAGAAUGCAACAGCACUGUGAAACUUGUCUCUGAAACAUCAAAAACAAAAAAUAUCUCAAACACAUCGUCUCAUCUAAAAGUUCAUCAUGCCAAUCUCUAUCAGGCCACACAGGCAAAACAAAAGAUGACAUCCUCCACUUCUAAAACUGCCGUUCAGCCCACUCUUGUACAGGUGUAUGACCAUCAACUAAAGUGGAAGGAUACAGAAAAGAGGUCAAAGAAUCUUGACAAGGUCCUGAUCAGGCAGGUUGAGGAGUCAGAUGAUGUGUUCCUCAUGGAGAACGCAAUCAGUAACCUGCUGUCACUCACUCAGGAUGGACCACAGCUCUGCAGCAUCAUCGCCAAAGAAGGUGCAGUCGUAGCUCUGUUGAAGAUCUGUAGGCAGGACUGUUUCAGCUCUUUAUAUGCUCCUGCACUCAGGACCGUCGCCUCCAUCUGCUGCGUGGAAGAGGGAAUCAACCAACUGGAGAAAGUGGAUGGUGUACUGUGUUUGGCUGAUAUUCUGACUGAUGAAGGUUGUACAGAAGCAGCUCGAGCUGAGGCAGCCGCCGUUGUGGCUCAGAUCACGUCCCCUCACCAUUCCAGCACACACCACCUGUCUAGCUUCAUUGAGAGCAUGCAGGACAUUGUCUCCGCCCUCAUCAAGUUGUGUGAGACUGCGUCGUGUGGUGAGGUGUUCCUCUUGUCCUCAGCUGCUCUGGCAAACAUCACGUUCUUUGACAGUUUGGCAUGUGAGAUCCUACUGCAGCUGAAUGCAGUGCACACCCUCCUCCAGGCCUGCAGGGACCGCCAGCGAGUCGACACACCUUAUUCUAAAGACCAGGUUGUAACAAUUUUGGCCAAUUUGUCUGUUUUGGAGCAAACAGCAUCGGAGGUCUUACAGGAGGAUGGAUUGGAGCGUCUGCUGGUGCUGCUCGGAGAGAAACCUUCUUCCUCCAGUCCAUCGGAGGGUGCUGCGUGUGAGCGAGUGCAGCAGAAAGCUGCAGUGACACUCGCACGGUUAAGCCGAGAUCCUGAGGUUGCUCAGGCUGCCAUCAAGCUGCGAGCUGUGCCACGUCUCAUUGAGCUGUGUCGAUCUCCAGCUGAGAGAAACAGCAGUGACUCUGUUUUGGUGGCCUGUUUGGCUGCUCUCAGGCGAUUGGCUGCUGGAUGUUCUGACAGUAUCGACCCAACGGAUCAUCAGCAGCUCAUUAAGCCACGUCUCGUAGACUCAUUCCUGCUAUGUUCCAACAUGGAAGAGAGUUUUGUCUAAAGCUGCUUCCUUCUCUCUCUCUCUCUCUCUCUCUCUCUCUCUCUCUCUCUCUCUCUCUCUCACACACACACACACACACACACACACACACACACACACACACACACAAACAAAAUUUGCUGGACUGGGUUAAAGUGUCAGCUUGUGUUAAAAGACCAUACAGAGUUUAUUUUAUUUAGCUGACAAACUAGAGUGCAAAUGUUAAUGCGAACAGAACAGUCUUUUCAGUGAAUGAAAUGUUAAUAAGUUGGGAACUGGAACACCAAGUACACACAGAAAACUACCAGAACCAGCAUCAGAAAAAGAACUAGAACCCGAGAACAAGAACCAACAGUACCACUAGAACUGAACACAAACUGCACGAAGAACCGGAAUCCAAACGAGAACAGAGCGAAGGUUAGAAUUAGAGCAACAAGAAGCAGAAUAAGUAACAGAACAUAAUGGAUCCAAAGCCAGAACUAGAAAUAGAGCAGAACCAUACCCCAAAACAAGAACUAUAAAGAGAACCAGGCUUUAGUGUUGGGAGUGUGAGCGAGACGCCUGUGGAGCAGAACCCCGUGUGUAAAUGCCACUGAAUGGGAUUCAACACACUGUACGCUCAGAGCUCUGUCAUGAUGGAAAUAUUUAACUUAAAAAAAAUAAAAAAAGGUUUUAAUUUUUUUUUCAAUUUUUAAAGUUUUUAUACACAUUAUUUGUAAUAUUUCUAGCAUUCGUAAAUGUUCAUAAUGUUGAUGUAAAUUAACAAACUUCAUAAGAUUUUAGAGAAAUAAAUUG